CUGCAACACGUAGAGGCGAUAACAGAGGUGGUGGAGACCCGGCCCCCCGGCGACCGCCGUGGCGGACGUGGUGGUCGGGGUCGCGACCGGGAGCAACGGCCGCGAGAGGAUGACAGCGGUGGAUUCACCGAACGGGUAGUCCACACUCGUCGCAUUUCCAAAGUCGUCAAAGGCGGUCGUCGGCUGCGCUUUAACGCGCUGGUUGUAGUCGGAGAUGGGCAAGGCCACGUUGGAGCCGGCAUGGGCAAGGCGUUGGCGAUCCCAGACGCGGUGCGGAAAGGCAACGCGGUAGCGCGCCGCAGCACCGUAACUAUUCCCCUCAAAGGCAGCACGAUUCCCCACGCGAUAUCGGUCCGCAAAGGGGCGUCUAUCGUCAUCAUCAAACCCGCUCCCCCGGGCACCGGCGUCAUUGCCGCCGGCGCCAUGCGCGCCAUGCUGGAGUUGGGCGGCGUUCAGGACGUAGUCGGCAAAUCGUUAGGCUCGCGCAAUCCAAUCAACAUUGUUCAGGCCACCAUGGAAGCGCUUAGCCUGUUGCGCGACCCGGUGACGGAACGCGCCAUUAGAAUGAAUGCAAUCACCCCGGUCGACCAAUGGCGCAACUGCCACCGCGGCGCCGGCAACCACGGCUGA
Molecule: messenger RNA, 630 nt
Organism: Geodia barretti
Lineage: Eukaryota; Metazoa; Porifera; Demospongiae; Tetractinellida; Geodiidae
Source: the annotation of a GenBank genome assembly